Messenger RNA from Vigna angularis (adzuki bean), 1122 nucleotides. RefSeq lists its product as uncharacterized. The transcript has 3 exons. The coding region runs from base 1 to 1122 and encodes 373 amino acids. The record is from RefSeq and is a predicted model, not a curated record. Gene Ontology annotation, molecular function: RNA-DNA hybrid ribonuclease activity; nucleic acid binding. Lineage: Eukaryota; Viridiplantae; Streptophyta; Magnoliopsida; Fabales; Fabaceae. Gene Ontology annotation, biological process: DNA integration.
AUGGUCUCCUGGUCCGUGGAACUGUCAGAAUUUGGACUCCGCUACGAGCCGCGAGGGUCCGUCAAGGACGGAUCCUCCGGCAAAAAGGGGGGAGGAGCCGGUAUCAUUCUAGAAGGACCAGAUGGACUAGUUAUCGAGCAAGCCAUCACUUUCAAUUUCCCAGCUAGCAAUAAUCAGGCCGAAUACGAAGCCUUGAUUGCUGGCCUAUCCCUAGCCAGGGAGCUCGCGGUUGAUCGUUUAGAAUGUCAGAUGGACUCGAAGUUGGUGGUCGGCCACGUGAACGGAACCUAUAAAGUCAAAGAUAAUCAGCUAUUACGUUAUUUUCACAAGGCUCAAUCCUUACUACGAAAUUUCGUCGAGGUUAACGUCAUCCAUGUACCCAGAGAGCAAAACGCAAGAGCAGAUCUCUUGUCUAAGUUGGCUCAUUCCAAGGAGCGAGCACAGCUGUCCUCAAUCAUUAAGCUGACGCUCGACAGUCCUGUGGUGGAAGCGUUCGUCACCAAUCUAUCAACACCUACAACAGAUUGGCGCCAGCACAUUAAGGAUCUUAUGGAAAAACAAGACAAUGGAGACAGCAUUUCUGUGGUUGAUUCCAAGCGCAUUGCACGUUUUGUGUGUAUAGGUGACGACCUAUACCGUCGCGGCUAUGGCACUCCUCUGUUGAAGUGUAUUUCAGAGGAAGAGGCAAACUACGUACUGCGCGAGUUACACACCGGGAUAUGCGGGUUGCACUCUGGCAAACGGACCAUGAGGGCACGUGUGCUCCGCGCGGGAUAUUAUUGGCCUACACUCGACCACGACUGUGAAACAUUCAUAGAAGCCGAGCCAUUAUCCGUUAUCAGUGCCCAACGAGUACAGAAGUUCAUCUGGCGUCUCAUCUGUCGAUUCGGCCUCCCUAAGAAAAUCAUCACUGACAACGGUCGCCAAUUCGUUGAGCGUAAACUAGAAGAUUUCCUCAGCCAGUUAGGCAUCCAACAUGUCACCUCCUCCAUCGAACAUCCUCAAACUAACGGCCAAGCAGAGGCCGCGAACAAAGCCAUACUGACAGAGUUAAAGAAGCGACUUGGUGAAGCCAAAGGUCUGUGGCUGGAGGAACUACCAGAGGUUUUAUGGGCAUACUGA